Messenger RNA from Tripterygium wilfordii, 1242 nucleotides. RefSeq names its product expansin-B3-like. The record is from RefSeq and is a predicted model, not a curated record. Gene Ontology annotation, biological process: sexual reproduction. Bases 148 to 930 code for a protein of 260 amino acids. Gene Ontology annotation, cellular component: extracellular region; plasmodesma. Lineage: Eukaryota; Viridiplantae; Streptophyta; Magnoliopsida; Celastrales; Celastraceae. The transcript has 4 exons.
AGGCUUCACACACCACAGUGACUUAACAAAGCAGAACUGUCGGCAGAGGCAGAGUGAGCUUGCUUGCUUUCCUUGCUAACAGUUUUUCUCGGAGCCUCCGCCGGGCGGAGGAUAGUCGGUUGAGUUAAUUAGAAUCAUAAGAACACAAUGCAGUACCGCAGUGACUACCGUUGGUUCGUUAGCGUAUUCUUUUUGGUUCUGUGGACGUGUUUGGUGGUGGUGUCGGCUCAAUUAGCGGCCGACCUCCGUUGGAAGUCUGGCGUAGCCACCUGGUACGGAGAGGCCGAAGGGGACGGCAGUGUUGGUGGAGCGUGUGGGUACGGGACAAUGGUGGAUGUUAAGCCAUUGAGGGCUCGAGUUGGUGCGGUGGGUCCAUUGCUGUUCAAGAACGGUGAGGGCUGUGGGGCCUGCUAUAAAGUGAAGUGCUUAGACCGGAACAUAUGUUCGAGGAGGGCCGUGACCAUAAUUGUGACCGACGAGUGCCCGGGGUGUCCUAUUGGGAGCACCCACUUUGACCUGAGUGGUGCAGCCUUCGGUCACAUGGCUAUAUCAGGUGAGGGUGGCCAGCUCAGGAACCGAGGCCAGCUCCCUGUCAUUUACCGCAGGACUCCGUGUAAAUAUCCAGGGAAGAACAUAGCUUUCCAUGUCAAUGAAGGUUCCACAGACUACUGGCUGUCCCUACUAGUGGAGUUUGAGGAUGGAGAUGGAGAUGUUGGGUCAAUGCACAUCAGAGAAGCAAGUUCUAGCCAAUGGCUACAGAUGAACCAUGUAUGGGGUGCUAAUUGGUGCAUUACUGGGGGGCCAUUAAAAGGUCCAUUCUCAGUGAAGCUAACAACACUUUCAAGAGGAAAAACACUAUCUGCAACAGAUGUCAUUCCCAGGAACUGGUCUCCAAAAGCCACUUACACUUCUCGCCUCAAUUUCUUCUAAUACACAUUUCAAGGGUCUUUCAAGUUAAAAUUUAGACUAUUGGUGGGUUUUCAAAAGAAGGGCAGCCGUUGGAUUGCAAAUAUAUAUGUGUUGCAUCCAAGGCUCUUUCUUUUUUUCUAUUUUUUUCCCGACUUUUGUAGCGUGAGAGUGUAGAUCCAUCUGUGUAGCCCUCUCCAAAGGAGAGAGAGCGAGUAACUUGGUUAUCAUGUUUUUUGUUUUGUUGCAAGUGUGUGGGUCGUUCCAGCCUUUAAUGGGUUUGGACUGUUGAAAUCUAUUACUAAUGAAAGUCAGUUUGGUUAUCAUCUUCUCUAA